GAAGAAGAAGAAACCCGGUUCAGGAAGUGUUUGUUCAUCGGUCCCAUGUGUUGCAGUUCACUCCUUAUUGUUUGGGACAUUACAGCAGUAGCUAUUGAAAGAGUGCGUUGUCUGAAUGAAAAGUGCAGUGGAUACCAGCAUGAUUAAAGAAAAGCGGUGGAACAUACCCCCCAAUGCUCCAGCGUGCAUGGAGAAGCAUCUGUGCUCGGCGCAAUACAGAGCAGAUGGUACUCUGCUGCUCGGUGCCUCCAGCCUCACUGGCAGGAGCUGGCAGGGAUCUGUUUGGAUCUACAGUGACCCUGAGCAGGCCCCCAAUGAGGAGCAGUGCAAAGCUGGCGUGCAGACUGAGACUGGAGUCACAGAUGUUAAAUGGGUAUCGGAAAAGGCUGUUGUUGUUGCGUCAGACUCAGGUGCCUUGGAGCUUUGGGAACUGGCAGAGGAUGAGCGGCUGCUGGUGAAUCGCUUCACCAAACAUGAGCACGACCACAUUGUCACCUCAGUGAGCCCAGUUACUGGAGCGAGCAGCGCCGUCACUGGCAGCAUGGACUGCAGAAUUAAAGUCUGGGAUCUCAGUCAGGAGACAGCUGUCAUGACCUACAAUGCACACACACAGCCAGUCAGCUGUGUUGCCUGCAGUCCUACAGACGAGUCUCUCUUCAUCUCCUGUGGUCAAGAUGGCCGUGUGCUGAUGUGGGACAGGAGGAAGCCAAACAAACCAGCCUCAAGAAUAGAUGUAGAUUCCCCCAGCUGCUUCCCUACCACUGUCGCCUGGCACCCCCACCACAGAAGCACCUUUGCUUUCGGUGACGAGCUGGGCAGAGUGACUGUGAAGGAUUUCCUGGGAACAGAGCCGGCCCGGGUUGAGGAAGUUCACAGUCGCAGAGUUAAUGCACUCGCCUUCUCUACACACAGUGCCUCCUUGCUAGCCUCCAUAAGUGAUGAUUGCUCCCUUGCUGUUCUGAACUCUGAUCUGGGUGAAAUACUUCGAGAUCGGCGACACCAGGACUAUGUCAGAGGAGUGUGCUGGCUCCACGGCGGCUCCAACACUCUCACAACGGUAGGCUGGGAUCACUUUGUUCUUCACCACACGGUGGAUCCGACUGCUGAGGCUCCCAACUCCUCCUCAUAGACCAAACAGAUGCUCACACACCUUGGAAAGGGCACGUUUUAAGUUAACCUCCCCCUUAAUACGUCGGUCAAGAAAUAUGGGAAUAUGGAUUAAAUUGUGUAAUUGUCAUUUCCAGAUAUGUGCAGAAUAUUCAGACUUUUGCUCUUCCCGUUCUGGCCUCGGUGCAUGACUGAGCUACUCUACCAAUAAGGCCACUCUGUAUCUACUUAGGUCGCACUGUAUAGCAUUUUCAUGUGUAAUUACAUUUGAGGCAACCCAUUUGUAUUUUACAUUAAAGGUAACUUAAUGUUGUGAUAGCAAAA
This is a messenger RNA of Centropristis striata (black sea bass), 1431 nucleotides long. RefSeq names its product WD repeat domain 77 (gene wdr77). Gene Ontology annotation, cellular component: methylosome. The transcript has 10 exons. Lineage: Eukaryota; Metazoa; Chordata; Actinopteri; Perciformes; Serranidae. Gene Ontology annotation, molecular function: protein binding. Bases 116 to 1129 code for a protein of 337 amino acids. Gene Ontology annotation, biological process: oocyte axis specification. The record is from RefSeq and is a predicted model, not a curated record.